This is a messenger RNA of Grus americana (Whooping crane), 2116 nucleotides long. RefSeq names its product neurexin-2-beta-like. Lineage: Eukaryota; Metazoa; Chordata; Aves; Gruiformes; Gruidae. The coding region runs from base 1 to 1728 and encodes 575 amino acids. The transcript is spliced from 7 exons. The record is from RefSeq and is a predicted model, not a curated record.
AUGCGAGCCCUGACCCUCGUGCAAGCCCUGGCCCUUGCGACCGGGGGGGUUCCCCCCUCCCCCCCCCCCCAUCCCAUCCCAUCCCCCACCCUGACGCUCUCCCCCUCCCCCGCAGCGGGGACCACCUACAUCUUCGGGAAGGGGGGGGCCCUGAUCACCUACACGUGGCCCCCCAACGACCGACCCAGCACCCGCGCCGACCGCCUGGCCCUGGGCUUCAGCACCCACCAGCGCGACGCCGUCCUGCUGCGCGUGGAGAGCGCGGCCGGGCUGGGCGACUUCCUGCAGCUCCACAUCGCGCAGGGUGCCGUGGGGGUGCUGUUCAACGUGGGCACCGAGGACAUCGCGCUGGAGGAGCGGGGGGCGGCCGUCAGCGACGGGCGAUUCCACGUCGUCCGCUUCACCCGCAGCGGCGGCAACGCCACCCUCCAGGUGGACGGCGGCCCCCUGCACGAGCGCUACCCCCCAGGCAGCGGGGACAGCGAGCGGCUGGCGCUGGCGCGGCAGCGCAUCCCCUACCGCCUGGGGCGGGUGGUCGAUGAGUGGCUGCUCGACAAAGGCCGGCAGCUCACCAUUUUCAACAGCCAGGCGGCCGUGCGAGUCGGGGGUCGCGAUCGCGGCCGCCCCUUCCAGGGCCAACUCUCGGGACUUUAUUACAACGGGCUGAAGCUUUUGGCGCUGGCGGCCGAGGGGCACCCGCGCGUGCGACUGGAGGGUGACCUACGAUUGGUGGGGGAACCCCCCCCCGUACCCCCCGCGCCCCCGGGGGCCACCCCGGCUCCGCCCGAUAUGGCCACCACCAUCAUGGAGACCACCACCACCAUGGCCACCACCACCACCCGCCGCGGGCGGUCGCCCACCCUUCGCGACGCCGUCGCGCAGAACACGGACGACCUGCUGGUGGCCUCGGCCGAGUGCCCGAGCGACGACGAGGACCUGGAGGAGUGUGAACCCGGCACAGGCGGCGAAUUGGUGCUGCCGGCGUCCCCGGCGGGCGGGGGGCCCCCGUCCCCCCCGCCGUCCCCCCCGCCGUCCCCCCGCGCGCCCCCCGGUUGCGGCCCCGACUGCGAGGAGCCCUCGGGCUUCGCUUCGGGGGAGGCGGCCGACCCCAACGCGCCGCCGGCCGACGACGAGGACUUCGCGGGUCACGGCGGCGGUGACAUCACCGCCCCCCGCCGCGACGACGUCACGGCCGACGGCGUCACCCGGGCCGAUGACGCCGACGCAGACGCCGACGACGUCACCGUCCCGACCGUGGUGGCCGUCCCGUUACCCGGUUUGGUUCCGGCGGGCGAACGGCACCCGCGGGAGGGAAACGCGGGACGCGGUAGGGCGACGGCGACCCCGGUGACGCGUCGUCCCGCUGUCCCUACAGCCGUAGCGCCCGGCGCCGUGGAGGUGGUGAGGGAAGCCGGCGGGACAACCGGCAUGGUGGUCGGUAUCGUGGCCGCCGCCGCGCUCUGCAUCCUCAUCCUCCUCUACGCCAUGUACAAGUACCGCAACAGGGACGAAGGCUCCUACCAGGUGGACCAAAGCCGCCAUUACAUCGGAGCAGCCCCUUCUUCCGUCGCCGCGACCGCAGCGGUUUUAACCGGGACCCCCGGGGGAGUCCCCAACGUUUCCGUACCUUCUUCCGGUGGGGGGACCCCAAAAGAAAAGGUGCCCCCCGCGCCCCCCAAAGCGCCCGGCAAGGCGCGACGCAACAAGGACAAGGAGUACUACGUCUAGAUUUUUUUUGGGGGGGGGGGGGAGAAAGCAGGGGGGGAAAAGGGGGGGGGGAAAAGCGGGGGAUGUCACCCCGACUACCCCACCCCCCCCCCCCAAAAAAAAACCCGGACCCCCCCCACCCCCCCCCCCCUCCUGCGGGAUGUCAACACCCCACCCCCCCCCCAGGGUGACACCUCUGCCGUCGUGUGUGUCCCCACCCCCCCCCCAACACCACCACCAUCCCCCCGAGGGAAAAGGGGGGCGCGGGGACGGGGGCUCCCCGCAAACCCGGGGGGGGGGGGGUCCGAGGGCCCCAGUGUGUGGGGGGGGAAGGGCGAUGCAGCCCCCCCCCCCCCUUUGCCCUGCCCGAACCCCUUUUUCUUGGUUUUUUUUACCACCCCCCCCCGGG